Capsaspora owczarzaki ATCC 30864 is the source of this 529-nucleotide messenger RNA. RefSeq lists its product as hypothetical. The transcript has 3 exons. The record is from RefSeq and is a predicted model, not a curated record. The coding region runs from base 46 to 390 and encodes 114 amino acids. NCBI's taxonomy places the organism in Eukaryota, Filasterea, Ministeriida, Capsasporidae. Gene Ontology annotation, biological process: mitochondrial electron transport, ubiquinol to cytochrome c.
ACAAAAGUAAGCCUCAGUCUUCCCUUCACUUUGUUCGCUUUCACUAUGACUUCGCUUCGCCACACGAACGUCGGCUUGGUCUCGUCGCUCUUCAACAGCAUCAGCCGAUGGGCCGUCAACGCCUCAGGCUACCAAAAGUUCGGAUUGUUCCGCGACGAUCUGCUGAGCGAGGACGAUCCCGUUGUUGCCGAGGCCCUCCGGCGGCUGGACCCCAUCGAGCAGGACCGCCGCAUCUUCCGCAUGAAGAUUGCCACCCAGCUCAGCUUGCAGCAACAAAUCCUGCCCCGCGAGCAGUGGACCAACUCUGAGACUGAGCCCCGAUACCUCCAGGGCCUCAUCCAGACUGUGGCAAAGGAGAUGGCCGAGCGAAAGAAGUUCGAGCACUUGUAAAGGAAUCCCGCACCGUUUAUUUUCUUUCAAGCGGGCUUGUGUUGACACACUGACUCGUUGAGCAGUGUUAUCGGUGCAAGUUUCGGGAGGGAAGCAAUACAGCAUUCAUUUAAAAACAAACAAACAAAGCAAGCAAGGC